Molecule: messenger RNA, 2999 nt
Organism: Malurus melanocephalus (red-backed fairy wren)
Lineage: Eukaryota; Metazoa; Chordata; Aves; Passeriformes; Maluridae
Gene: GPRIN2
Product: G protein regulated inducer of neurite outgrowth 2
Exons: 2
Coding region: 369-2144 (591 amino acids)
Biological process (GO): neuron projection development
Cellular component (GO): plasma membrane
Source: RefSeq, a predicted model, not a curated record
AGCUCUGCACAGGCCCAGUUUCUCUAAUCAGAUGAAGCUGCAGGAUUAUCUCUCUCCCUCCCUCCUGGGCUCCAUUUUAUUUCCUCUCCAGCCAAGGGGGGAGCCAGGAAGGGGCACUACGUCGAGGGAACCCCAUCUCCCAAUCUCCUGCCUUUGAUGCUCUCUAACAAUCCCACCUCCUUCCCCUUAUCAUAUGCUCACCUUAGUGCCAACAGCACCAAGCGGAUCAAGGAGAGGAAAUCUGAACUCUUUUGGCUUUUGUUCUCCUCAGAUUUCUCAGCAUCUAUUUUUAAAUACCCUCCAAGUAACUUGUGCAGGGAAGCUGGAUGUGCAAUCUCUGAGUAAGGGGAAGAUCUCUCUUUUUUGCCAUGUCAGCUGACAGCCACCAGCUCCACACCCAUUCCUACCAGGACUCACUAAGUUCUACUUGUCACAGUCUCUUGAAUGUCAACAGUCACCCCCUGUCCAAGAGCUCCUCAAAUCUGUCCUGUAUUGGGCAUUCGAGGAGUUUAGAGGAAAGGCAAAACAAACAGGAGCUGAAGAAAAGCCAYAGUAGCACCAUCUGCCAUAUCCUGGAAAACAGGAGUGAUGCAAGCAGUGAGCAGAGCCCCGGGUGGUCCUCCUCACAGUCUGGGAUGAUGGGACUUGGGUCAGAGGUCCAAACCCUAAAUGACCAUUCAGAGAGCAGAACUAAGAAUGCAAACCAUGUUCUUGUCACUGAACAGUCCUCAGCAUCCUGGGGAGGGGGCGACACUAAGAUGUGUGUAAAGAGCAGCACUGUUGAGAAUGUUUCUUCAGCCUGUUUUGUUCACCAGCCAAGCACAUGUAAAAUGGAAGAAUCAGGACCUGCCCUUCAGAGAAGCCACUCAGACCUAACCUGCAGUUGCAAACAGCAGACUUUUGUCACUCACAUAGAAACCAGUGCUACUCACUCCAGCCUAAGCUCUUCUGGCUGCAGGCAUGGUCCGCCGGUGGAUAGGACGUCACACCAAACGCAGAGACACGGAUCAGAAACAAGUGAAAAUACAUCCCACUAUCAAAACCUUGCCACUCAUCUUCCAGUCCUACCUAGAGACCAACAAGUACCCACAAAUACCUUUGACAGUGGCAGUGUUCCACGUAACACUACUGUUUACACAGAUCCUGGAACRUUUCAUGCUGCUGUUCUAGGACCUCACAUGCCUGGAAAUGGUUUCCCGAACAGGACAAUGUUCAGUCAGGCCCCCGGGAUGAUUCAUGGUGGUCUGACCUUUGGUAAUGUUCCAAAUUCUGCGUACUCCCCCAUGGUGAUGACAGUUCACAACAACUCUGCRGGGCCCUGCAGUCUCAGGCAGGACACCUUGAAGGCAGAUGCCACCAUCCCAGCCUAUUGCCACUCUUUGCCCAUCCCAUCCAUACAGCUUGUCCCACGGUUGGUGUGCUCUGUUAGUGAGACAGGGAAAGAGCAGACAGCACCUGGCUACUUUCAUUCCUUUUCUGCUUCAGACAUUCUGACAUAUCCUAAGCUGGUGACUUCAGUAAGUGAGACAGGCCUGGAUGCCAAGAAAAUCCUGAGGUGCUGUAAUGUUUCUGGAGAACAAGUGCAGCAUGCUCAGCAGGAGAGAGCUCCUCCAGAAGCCAAGGCUGCCUGUGAUGCCCUGAGCAGCCAGCAAGGUGCAGACAUGGUAGUGACAACUAAGGAUAUGUGGACUAUGACCUCCAUGAAUGAUAUAACCAAAGGCCUGAAACCAGCACUCGAGCGCAGAGAUGCCGAGGUACAAACUCUUCCRACCAUGGAAUGCAAAUCUGUGGCAACAAGCCCGGCAGCUGCAGCAGAAGGUCACUCACAUGUGUUCCCAGAGGUGAAUCUGGAGCAAGACUUGGAGGGCCCCAAAACUCCAGUACGUGAAGUGAGAUGGGAUGAUGAAGGAAUGACGUGGGAAGUGUAUGGGGCCUCUGUGGAUCCGGAAGUCCUUGGGGUAGCCAUUCAAAAACAUCUCGAGUUUCAAAUAGAACAAUUCCAGACAGAGCCUGCUGCAACACCUGAGAAAAGUAAUGAGGAGCCACCCCCUGAAAAAACAGAGAAAAAAAGGCCUUUCAGGACAAUGAUGCAUUCCCUAAGAUAUCCAAGCUGUUGUGCUCGCUCCAGUACUGCAGUGGAGUGAGCACAGCUGUAGGGGCUAGGAUAGCUGUGCUGCUUUUAAAUUGUACAUAAAUGCUGACUCUUACGUGUUAACACAGUGUAUGUGGACAGYCUACAGCAGGAUGAGUGGGAAAAAUUCAGUGAUCGUCAAAUAUAUGUUAAAGCAAGGAAAAAUCCAUGACUGGACCAUAUAACAGAGAACRUAAGAUUAUACUUAAAUAAUGCCAUCUGAAUGCUCUUGACUGUGUUUAAUGUAGCACUGUUUUCCUCUAUGUUAGUUUAAAACCAUAUUGUAAGAAAUGAAACUUCUUUUUUAAUGGUGCAUCUUUUUGAAAUAAUGACUUUUUUUCUGUGUUUUAAUAAUUUAGGGUUAGAAAACAAAGUUAGGAAAUCAUGCUUUAAUCAAAGUUCUUAGUUUUCAGUCAUACUCCCUUAAAUUGUUUUGGCAGCUGUUUUGCUGUUAAUUUAUCAUAAUGCUGACUACAAGCCCACUUUAACUGUAGACAAAAUAACAAACUAAUGUAAUGUUCUAUGACAAAGAAUUGUAACUUUUUUCUACAUAACUAUGAAGUAAUUUCAGUGCUAGUCUGAACUUUUCCUUUAGCAAGCUCAUGUACAUUGGAGGAGAAUCCUCCAACUUUCCAAUUAGUUUGUAGUUAUGAUGAUUUACACUCUAAAUAUCCAGAAUUUAUGUUUACCAAGUGAUUGACACAAAUGUACAGUAUUACCAAAGAUGACUCAUGUAAUUUGAAUUGCUUACUGAAUGCUUGUUUUAGAGACCUGAAACAGAGGCUGUUCAGAUUAGUCUGUGGCACCACCAUACCCUGCAAAUCACAAGCAGUUUURGUUUGCUUAUAUUAAAAGUAAUUUCCAGUGA